Eutrema salsugineum is the source of this 4762-nucleotide messenger RNA. Its product is annotated as ABC transporter G family member 35. The record is from RefSeq and is a predicted model, not a curated record. Gene Ontology annotation, cellular component: membrane. The coding region runs from base 250 to 4569 and encodes 1439 amino acids. The transcript has 9 exons. NCBI's taxonomy places the organism in Eukaryota, Viridiplantae, Streptophyta, Magnoliopsida, Brassicales, Brassicaceae. Gene Ontology annotation, molecular function: ATP hydrolysis activity; ABC-type transporter activity; ATP binding.
CCUCUCUUUUCCUCUCUCAAUGUCGCAAAAACACGGAAAAAUACAUCCUUUCCCAUUCCCAUCAACUUAUUUUUGACCUUUGACUCGGCAAAGUCUUUACUUAUUUUGCUCUGUUUCUCUAACCAAAAUUUCAUAUCAUCUGAAUAUGGUCCCUCAUACUAUAUAGUCUGAAAGAAAGAAAGAAAGAAAGAAAGAAGAAACAUCAACUUAGUAGAAGCAAGACAAUAGAUUCAUUCAUCGGGUCUCAAGAUGGAUUACGAUCCAGCUCACGCUAUGAGCAGAGGAGGGAGUAUGCGGAGAAGCAUAAGCCGAAGUGUGAGCAGAGCAAGCAGAAACCUUGAGGACAUAUUCUCACCAAGCUCUAGACGAACCAAAUCCGUCAACGAAGACGAAGAAGCUCUCAAAUGGGCUGCCAUCGAGAAACUCCCAACCUACAGCCGUCUCCGCACCAGUCUCAUGCCCGCCGUUGGAGAAGACGACCUCUACGGCAACCAAAUCCUCAACAAGGAAGUCGACGUCACCAAGCUCGACGGCGAAGAACGCCAAAAGUUCAUCGACGCAGUCUUCAAGGUCGCAGAGCAAGACAACGAAAGGAUCUUGACCAAACUCAGGAACAGGAUCGACAGAGUCGGGAUCCAACUUCCGACAGUGGAAGUCAGGUACGACCAUUUGACCGUGAAAGCAGACUGUUACACCGGAGACAGAUCUCUUCCGUCGCUUAUUAACUCGGUGAGGAACAUGGGAGAAUCUGUUCUUGGCAUGAUCGGAAUUCAGCUUGCCAAGAAAGCGCAGCUUACUAUUCUUAAAGAUGUUUCUGGAAUCGUCAAGCCUUCAAGAAUGACACUUUUGUUGGGUCCUCCUUCUUCGGGGAAGACAACGCUUUUGUUGGCUCUUGCCGGUAAACUAGACAAAUCUCUUGACAUCUCUGGUGAUGUGACUUACAAUGGUUACCGUCUCAACGAGUUUGUUCCAAUCAAAACCUCUGCUUACAUUAGCCAAAACGAUCUUCAUGUCGGUAUCAUGACCGUUAAGGAGACUCUUGAUUUCUCUGCUCGGUGUCAGGGCGUUGGUACCCGUUACGAUCUUCUAAAUGAGCUGGCAAGGAGAGAAAAGGACGCUGGGAUUUUCCCUGAAGCUGAUGUUGAUCUGUUCAUGAAAGCCUCUGCUGCUCAAGGCGUCAAGAGUAGUCUCAUCACUGAUUACACUCUCAAAAUUCUAGGGCUUGACAUUUGCAAGGACACAAUAGUUGGAGAUGACAUGAUGAGAGGUAUUUCAGGAGGUCAGAAGAAGCGUGUGACAACCGGCGAGAUGAUCGUCGGGCCAACUAAGACUCUGUUCAUGGAUGAGAUAUCCACUGGGCUUGACAGCUCCACGACUUUCCAAAUCGUGAAAUGCCUGCAACAGAUCGUUCACCUCACAGAAGCCACUGUUCUCAUCUCUCUUCUUCAGCCUGCUCCUGAGACUUUUGAUCUAUUCGAUGAUAUAAUCUUACUGUCGGAAGGACAGAUUGUGUACCAGGGACCAAGAGACCACAUUCUAGAGUUCUUUGAGAGCUUUGGCUUCAAGUGCCCUGAAAGAAAAGGAACAGCUGAUUUCUUGCAAGAGGUUACCUCUAAGAAAGAUCAAGAGCAAUAUUGGGUGGAUCAAAACAGACCUUAUAGAUACAUUCCAGUGCCGGAAUUCGCCAGCAAAUUUAAGACAUUCCAUGUUGGAAACCAGCUUUCCAACGAGCUAUCGGUACCGUUCGAAAAAUCUAAAGGCCACAAAGCAGCUCUAGUGUUUGACAAGUACUCAAUGAAGAAAACAGAGCUUCUCAAAAGCUGUUGGGACAAAGAGUGGAUGCUCAUGAAGCGAAACUCCUUCUUCUACGUUUUCAAGACAGUCCAAAUCAUCAUCAUCGCUGCAAUCACGUCUACUUGUUUCCUCAGGACAGAAAUGAACACGAGGAACGAGAAUGACGCCAACAUGUACAUGGGUGCACUGCUGUUCGCAAUGAUUGUCAACAUGUUUAACGGUCUUGCUGAGAUGGCCAUGACGAUCCAGAGGCUUCCCGUGUUCUACAAGCAAAGGGAUCUUUUGUUUCAUCCACCUUGGACAUACACACUUCCUACUUUCUUGCUAGGGAUUCCAAUCUCCAUCUUCGAGACUACGGCAUGGAUGGUGGUGACAUAUUACUCCAUUGGAUUUGCACCAGAUGCAGGCCGGUUCUUCAAACAGUUCUUGAUCAUUUUUCUGAUCCAACAAAUGGCUGCGGGAAUAUUCAGGUUCAUUGCAUCCAUUUGUAGAACGAUGACCAUAGCCAAUACAGGUGGUAUGCUCGCUCUACUAGUCGUGUUCUUGACUGGUGGUUUCCUUCUUCCCCGACGUGAGAUCCCUGUUUGGUGGAGAUGGGCUUUUUGGGCAUCCCCUCUUUCAUACGCUUUCAAUGCCAUCAGCGUCAAUGAAAUGUUUGCUCCUAGAUGGAUGAACAAAAUGUCUUCUGACAGGACGACGAGGUUGGGAACAGCGGUGCUUAACAUGUGGGAUGUAUUUGAUGAUAAGAACUGGUAUUGGAUUGGAAUUGGAGGCUUGCUUGGUUUUACUGUCGUCUUCAACGGUCUUUUUACACUCGCACUUACUUAUCUAGACCCCCUUGGCAAGCCACAAGCUUUAAUUCCAAAAGAAGAUGGAGAAGAAGAGGCAAAACAAAAUAGAGAGAUUCCGAUGGAGAGUAUGAGCAACAAGAAAGGAAUGGUUCUUCCAUUUACUCCUCUAGCUAUGUCCUUUGACGACGUUAAAUACUUUGUUGACAUGCCAGCGGAAAUGAGGGACCAAGGAGUUCAAGAAACCAGGCUGCAACUUCUAAAAGGAGUGACAAGCUCGUUUAGGCCAGGAGUGUUGACAGCAUUGAUGGGAGUGAGCGGCGCGGGUAAGACAACUUUGAUGGACGUUUUGGCCGGAAGAAAAACCGGUGGAUAUAUAGAAGGAGACAUAAGAGUAUCUGGAUUCCCAAAGAAACAAGAGACAUUCGCAAGAAUCUCUGGUUACUGUGAGCAAACAGACAUUCACUCUCCACAAGUUACCGUAAGAGAAUCCCUCAUUUUCUCUGCUUUCCUUCGCCUUCCUAAGGAAGUAAGCAAAGAAGAGAAAAUGAUGUUUGUGGAUCAAGUGAUGGAAUUGGUGGAGUUGGUUAAUCUGAGAGACGCAAUCGUGGGUUUACCUGGAGUCACGGGGCUUUCCACGGAACAGAGAAAGAGAUUAACAAUAGCUGUCGAACUUGUGGCUAACCCUUCAAUCAUCUUCAUGGACGAGCCUACUUCAGGGUUGGAUGCUAGAGCAGCUGCUAUUGUAAUGAGGGCGGUGAGAAACACAGUGGACACAGGUAGAACUGUGGUUUGCACCAUACAUCAACCUAGCAUUGAUAUUUUCGAGGCGUUUGAUGAAUUACUACUAAUGAAGAGAGGAGGACAAGUGAUAUACUCAGGUCCAUUAGGCCGAAACUCUCACAAGAUUGUUGAGUACUUUGAAGCCAUUCCUGGAGUGCCAAAGAUUCCUGAAAAGUAUAACCCGGCUACUUGGAUGCUCGAAGCCAGCUCCCUAGCGGCUGAGUUGAAGCUUGGAGUUGACUUUGCUGAGCUAUACAAGUCCUCUUCUCUAUGCCAGCGAAAUAAGGCGCUGGUACAAGAACUAAGUGUGCCUCCAGAAGGAGCAUCUGAUCUCUACUUUGCGACACAGUUUUCUCAGAACACAUGGGGACAAUACAAAUCAUGUCUGUGGAAGCAGUGGUGGACGUAUUGGAGAUCUCCUGACUACAACGUUGUCCGGUUCAUCUUCACACUGGCAACAGCUCUUAUGAUCGGUUCUGUCUUCUGGCAAAUCGGAGGCAAAAGAUCAAACGUGCAGGACUUGACGAUGGUGAUCGGAGCAAUCUAUGCAGCUGUUGUAUUCGUGGGAGUAAACAACUGCUCGACUGUACAACCAAUGGUUGCAGUGGAAAGAACGGUUUUCUACAGGGAAAAAGCAGCUGGUAUGUACUCAGCUAUACCUUAUGCUAUCUCUCAGGUGACUUGUGAGCUACCUUAUGUCUUGGUUCAGACCACAUACUACUCGCUUAUCGUCUACGCUAUGGUCGGAUUCGAGUGGAAAGCUUCCAAGUUCUUGUGGUUUCUCUUCAUCAAUUACGUCUCUUUCCUCUACUGGACUUACUAUGGCAUGAUGACCGUCUCCCUCACGCCUAACCAGCAAGUUGCUUCUAUCUUUGCAUCAGCCUUCUAUGGUAUCUUUAACCUCUUCUCAGGGUUUUUCAUCCCUAGACCUAAAAUUCCCAAGUGGUGGGUCUGGUACUAUUGGAUCUGCCCUGUGGCUUGGACCAUAUACGGCUUGAUCACCUCUCAAUACGGUGACGUGGACACUCCCAUCGCUCUCCCUGGUGGUCCUCCUGGCCUCACUGUGAAACAAUACAUUAAAGACCAAUACGGUUUUGAAUCAGACUUCAUGGGACCUGUUGCAGCCGUCCUCGUUGCCUUCCCUGUCUUCUUUGCCUUCAUCUUCGCCUUUUGCAUCAAGACUCUCAACUUCCAGACUAGAUAAAACUCUCCUCUCUGUUUUUAUUUUUUCUUGUGAAAUAUUUGUUGCAGUAAUUAAAACUCUUUCUUUGCUUUUUGUUUUUGUUUUGCUUACACAAGAUAUAUUGAAAUAUGCAUAAUAAUGAUAUGUACAUGAUCCAUUUGAAUAUCUGUAACAUGAGAGUAACCAAGCAUACAAAUCAAAGAUCCAACAAAAU